Cannabis sativa is the source of this 1403-nucleotide messenger RNA. RefSeq lists its product as uncharacterized. The record is from RefSeq and is a predicted model, not a curated record. The transcript has 3 exons. NCBI's taxonomy places the organism in Eukaryota, Viridiplantae, Streptophyta, Magnoliopsida, Rosales, Cannabaceae. The coding region runs from base 191 to 910 and encodes 239 amino acids.
AAGCAAUAAACAAAUAAUAUAUUUUGCAAUGAUUUAUAUAAAUAUAUAUUUUGGUUUUUUGGUAGCAAAUGUUAAUUUGUAUUAUGCUGAAUUCACCCAAUAAAUAAGUUGCCGCCAUUGGAGUGAUUAACACUAUAAAUUGUCGAAACAGAGUGAGUUUGGUAAAAGGGAGAUUUUGGAGAAGAGAAUAAUGGAUUGCGAUCACAGAAAUCGAAGUGUUACCAAGGACGAUGUGAUAACCAAGCUCAAAGACGACGGCGAUUUUGAUAAGCUCCGUCUCAAUAUCAUUCGCAAGCUUAAGGACCAUGUCGAAUUGCGGGAAAAAAUGAGUUCUAUUGUGAGGCAAUCGCCCGCUCUUAAUCGUUUAGGUGCUGAGAUCAUGAAACCAAGGCAACUUUCGGAUGCUAUUUAUCAAGAUGUUGGGGACGAACUAAUGAACCAGAUUUCUGAGGGGCUGUGGGGAAUUAUUAGAUCAAAUGAUGUGGUUAAAAGUGAAAUUAAAGAGACUGUUCAAUCUGUCUACAACAGACUAACGAACCCAGAAGUGAAAGUGGAGGUUGAAUCCUCAACAUCUCAGAUACUGCCAGUUCAAAAGAAAGAUAAUGAUAAGGAUUUGAUACUUGUUCCAUCCAGUAAAGCAAUGUUGUCUGAAAAUGAGUCACACGAACCACCUGGAUUCUCAGUCUCCCAUAAACAUUUGAAGAGAAAAAUUAAGGAUCUGAAACCGUCUUUACGCCAUGAAAAAAGACAGGUGGCUGAUCAGCUGGGAGGGCCUGUUAUAUUACAGGAGAAGCUUGAGCGUGGUCAUGUUGAUCAUGGUGAGUCACCCACUUUAUCUGUUGGUAAGGAAUACCAGAAACCAGAUUGCUGUACUGAUGAGGACCCCGAUGUGCCUCCUGGUUUUGGAUGAUGGACUAGCAUGUUGCUCAGUUUGUCAUCCUCUAUGAAGUUAGUUUCUCACUGCUAUAUGGAAUUAUGAUUGAAGGCAGGAAAAACUGAAUCAAUAGUUCAAUAUGAGUUGGGGACAAAAUUCAUGCUGCCCCUACUGUCAUUUGCCAGAAGUACUAGAUCCUUGGAAGACUUAAGAUUUUUUUUCUCUUAUGAGGGAGAAAAGCGAGAAACCUGUUUUUCUUAGGUUUUACCAAUUUUUGGUGCAUAAAUUGGGUUUAGAGAUGCUUGUUUGUAAUUGCUAGUUUUGUGCCUGACUAAGUAGCUACGUUCUGUAGUACUCUAGAAAUUUCUUGUGAUAUUGAGACGUCUAUAUCUUUCAUUUGAGUAGGAAAGAAGUAGUAACUAGUAAGAUGUUUCGUUUCUGUAGAUUAUUUAUUUAUUUACUUUCUGUCUAUUCGAACUUCCAUCUCGGUGAUGCUAGUGGAAAUAAAAUAAACCUUUUUUCUUCUUCA